Messenger RNA from Paramormyrops kingsleyae, 2599 nucleotides. The record is from RefSeq and is a predicted model, not a curated record. Lineage: Eukaryota; Metazoa; Chordata; Actinopteri; Osteoglossiformes; Mormyridae.
CGGGUCAUCUGAGGCGGGACAGUCAAUAGGCUGGACAGAGGGACACCGAGGGAGACCCCCCCUCCCACUUCCUGUGAGGAACAAGCAUGGCAUCCUCAUCUCUGCCUGUGUCCUCGCUCCCCCCCAGCCCCCUGGCCAUGGAGUACCUCAACGACUUCGACCUGCUCAAGUUCGAGGUCAAAGGUGACACGCCCCCCCCCUGCCUGCACUCCAAGGCGCCCCCCCGUGAUGCUCCCCCUGGUGGCGGCAGCCCAAGCCACGCCUACCCAUCAGACUCCAGUGUGAGCUCCAGCCCGUACAACUCACUGCCCCCGUCGCCGACGCUGAGCGAUGCCCAGCCCCCAGCCUCCUUCUCCUCCUCUUCCUCCUCCUCCUCCUCCUCCUCAUCCACCCCCUCGCUGCCCUUCCCCCACGCUCCCACCGGAGGCCAUGUCCCCGCCUUGCACCCCGUCUCGAACCCCGCCUCCCUGGAGGACCUCAUAUGGCUGGCAGCCCUACAGCAGCAGCUGGGCGGAGCUGAGGCCCUGGGGGUCGGGGCCGACCGGGGUCCCGUGGGCUCCUACCUCGGCUGCGAAGACGCUGUGGAGGCGCUGCUGAAUUCGGCGGCGGCUGCGGUGAGUUCCCAGUUCCCCGGCGUGGGCCAGAGUUGCAGCAACGGCUACCAUGACACAAGCAAGGACAGUGGAGAGGAUGCCUCCACCCUGCCCAAGAUACCUGACGGAGGCCAGCGGCAGAACUUUCUCCUGCCCCCUGGGGCUUCCUCAUUCCCCAAUGCCCCGUCCUGCUCCAUGGGCACCUACCCCCACCCGCCUGGCCCCCAGACCCGGCAUCAUCAUCAGCCACCCCACCACCAUCUCCACCACCUCCAUCACCAUCCACACCAAGGACAUGGCCUCCAUAAUCAUCACCACCAUCUCCAACUUGACCAGGGCGGUGUGGACCAGCGCUUCUCGGACGAGCAGCUGGUCAGCCUGUCGGUGCGUGAGCUGAACCGGCACCUGCGGGGCGUCAGCAAGGACGAGGUGGCACGACUGAAGCAGAAGCGGCGCACGCUGAAGAACCGCGGCUACGCGCAGUCCUGCCGCUACAAGCGGCUGCAGCACCGGCACGCGCUGGAGUCCGAGAAGCACGUCCUGACCCAGCAGCUGGAGCAGCUGCAGUGUGAGCUCUCCCGGGUGCUGAAGGAGAGGGACGCCUACAAGACUCGUUACGAGAAACUCAUUAGCAUGGGGGAGGCCCCGCCCACUCUGGCCGAUCGCCCCCCGUCGCCACCCACCUACUUCCUGUGAGGGGCGUUGGAGCUGCUUCGAGGAAGAGGAAGGCGCCAUUAAGCUGAUUCCAAAUAAUCGGCACCGAAUUACGGUGACCCCCCUUCCCCCCUCCUUCCCCACUCCUGAGUGGGAAUAGCGAUGCUUUCUGAAAGGCAGAUGUCGACCACCGAUUCUUAAAUCUGCACGGGGAAUUCAUAUUACCUCAGAGGUGAAACGGCUGAGGUAUCCGCUUAUCAUCCCCCGUAGAGUGUAUCUGAUCGGAAUCAUACCUGAAUGUCAUGCAAAGAUUUACCUCACCGAAGAAAUCAGUCGAUAGUACUGACUCUGAGUGUAAAGACGAUCCCGUAUCUCUGGCAAUACCGGGGCGAAAAAGAGCUAUGAUCAGCAAGCUCGGGCUAGUCCUGCGACCUUUGUGGUCCAGGAAGUCAAAGGUAACACUGAUAGGGAGACAGCGGUCCCCAUGUGACCUCUGAAGCGCUCUAGAUGAAUGAAGUCUGGCCAUGAAAAUGAAUAACGUGGGAUGGGACUGGGCAGGUUCGGGGCAGAUUAGCAAUUUAUGAGUUAUGAGUACAUAGUUAUGCAUCGUUAUAAAGGUUAUUCUAGAAGUAAUAAGCUCAGAAAAUAAGACAAUGCAAACGGCAUGCAUGUGAAGUUACUAGUUGUGUUAUUCCCUCCACCACUAUUGUAGCCAAACGGCCGCCAAUGGUCUUAACCCUAUGUAUCGGAUUAGUGGUUUUUGUCCUGUGGGUGGAUUAUGCUGAAACAUUCACAGCUUUUUUUUUGCACUACAGACAAAGUAUCUUAUUGUUGCUAAUCAGACCGUAUCUGAGUAAUUUUCAUAAUUAUUUUUAAAGCUUUAUAUGAAGCUGACAUCAAACUUACUCCCUCUUUUGCUGUAUAUUAAGGCAAAUUUUAAAAAAGGCAAGUGAAAGCAGAGGAAAAUAAGAACAAUGUAUGUACUGAAUUCCAUAUAGCACAAUAUCUUGUAAAAAAUAUUUUUCUUGUGUUUCGAAUAGCGUGUAAAUAUGACUGGAAGUCAGCCAACCUUCAGCUUGGCCGUUUUAAAAUUAAAUCAUUGGUUUUUUUAAACUCUGGCUUUGUGAUCCAAUGAGAGCUGUGUUUCAAAGUCAGCCAAGAACUCCGGAGACCAACCGAACACCGCUGAUUCAGCCGUUCAGCCGGGAAUCCCAGCCAAUCAGGGGAUGGGCUGUGCUGACAGAAGCACUGAAGAAGAGGAGAAUCGGGAAGCAUCUGCCUGCUUUGGCUGGACGAACUCAUUAGCUAAUUACAACCUUAACAGCUACUUUUUAACCUUUGACCUUUGCAGG